AUGAUAGGGGCAGUAGGCUUAACGCAUGUUUGGAUGUGGUGCUGUUGUGUUUUGCUCAGAAACGAGCCGUACUUGUGUAGCAUGGAUGAUAAUUCAAAGCCUAGCUUGGCAGAUGUGGUUGAUCUGGACGUGCUUUGUGUUAGUAGCACACAUCGCAGUGUUACUGUAAUAGAGGAAAGACUAGCCACCUGGCUCGAAAUCCUAACAAUGACCACCCAGAAUCUAGACCCAAUCUUGACAGAGUGCCACAGCCUAGACAACUCCACAGGCUGGAUUCUUAGGUUGGGUCCGAAGACGUUUUGGUCAAACCAAGGGUUUAACAAAGACAUCUGUGCUCUGAGAACGUGUCCUUCUUUGCCAGGAUAUACCAGCUACAAGCAGUGUUUAGAGGACUUAAAGCCGCUACAAAAGAUCGUUGGCCCGAACCCGAUGUAUAUUUCCGGAACCGCAAUUAAGAAUGAAACGCUCGAUUUACUUGAGUUGCUAUUGUUUCUACUGCGGAUUAUGAACGUCCCAAGCAUCGAAAUAAACUGGAUUGACAUAGACCUUGCACCGCCUCCUCCAAACACAGUGGACAGACUUGCGUACCUACUAGAAGACAUUCCAACCUCAAUGCUAACCCGACCUAUUAUGCUUCAGCUGCAUUGGGCACUAACCCAACGCGAGCUUUGGGCGGCAUUCAUUAAUUUAACCAAACCGCACUAUCCUAUUCAGGUGAACUGGUUAGGGUGUUUGGACACCAAUCCAAAUACCAACCCAAUCACUACUAACCCCAAUCAAUAA
Messenger RNA from Nematocida homosporus, 783 nucleotides. RefSeq lists its product as uncharacterized. The record is from RefSeq and is a predicted model, not a curated record. The transcript has a single exon. NCBI's taxonomy places the organism in Eukaryota, Fungi, Microsporidia. The coding region runs from base 1 to 783 and encodes 260 amino acids.